GUAGAGGGAGGAAGUGAAGCUCUUCCUGGAGGCGGAUUUUGGAAUUGACAGUAGUUGUAGCAGCCAGAAGAGAAGCAAAGAAUAAGCAACCUGUACCUGGCUGGCAGAUAAGCAACUAAGGUUCUGAUUCAGAGCCGAAAUGGAACUCGCACACAGCCUGCUACUGAAAGAAGAUGCCUUGGCACAGAUCACGGAGGCCAAGAAGCCUGUCUUUAUUUUUGAAUGGCUACGGUUCCUGGACAAGGUUCUUAUUGCUGCAAACAAGACAGACAUCAAAGAGAACCAAAAGAAACUAGUGGAACAGCUCACUGGACUCAUAAGCAGUUCACCUGGCCCUCCAACCCGCAAACUGCUCGCUAAGAACCUUGCCACACUCUACAGCAUCGGAGACACCUUCACCGUCUUUCAAACGUUGGACAAAUGUAAUGAAAUGAUUAAAAGCAAAGAUGAUACAGCGGCCUACCUGCCAACUAAAUUGGCUGCUGUUGCUUGCGUCGGGGCGUUUUAUGAGAAGAUGGGUCGGAUGCUAGGAAGCUCCUUUCCUGAUACAAUAAAUAAUCUUUUAAAAUCACUUAAAAGUGCUGAGUCGCAGGGUCGCAGUGAAAUCCUUAUUAGCUUGCAGAAAGUCCUUAGCGGUCUCGGUGGGGCUGCAGCUUCAAGUCACAGAGACAUCUACAAGAAUGCACGGUCUCUUUUGACAGACAGGUCCAUGGCUGUGCGGUGUGCUGUAGCUAAGUGCUUUCUGGAGCUUCAAAGUGAGGCUGUGUUUAUGUGGACAGCAGAGCUGGAAAACGUGGCAACGCUUUGCUUCAAAGCAUUAGAAGGCUCAAACUACGGAGUCAGAGUGGCAGUUUCCAAACUCCUGGGCACUGUCAUGGCCACAGCCUUAAUGCCAAAGCAAGCAACAGUUAUGCGCCAGAACAUCAAAAAAGCCACUUUAGAGGAGGUUUUAGAGCUUAUGGCUACAGGAUUUUUGCGAGGAGGCUCUGGAUUUCUCAAGAGCGGAGGAGAAAUGUUAAAAGGUGGCGGAUCGAUUAGUCGGGAGGUUAGAGUUGGUGUUACACAGGCGUACGUGGUUUUUGUCACAGCUCUGGGAGGGCAGUGGUUAGAGCGCAAUUUUGCCACUUUUCUGUCCCAUGUACUCGACCUUGUUUCACACCCUCGUGCCACCCAGACACACGUGGAAGCUGUGUACUCCCGGAGAUGCGUGUCGUUUAUUCUCCGAGCCACCGUCGGAAGUUUGUUGGGAGAGAAAGCCCAAAAUGCAGCAGCUAAAGAGAUCUGCCAGGCAAUCGGCAAACAGAUGAAAUCUGUGGAAGCUGUGGUGAAUGAUACCAACAAUGAAAAUAAGGCCGGUACAGCUGACGUAUCGGCAAGUCAGCACGUCAUGGUGUGUGCUUUGCAGGAGCUAGGGAGCCUGGUGCAAAGUCUGAGCUCCACUGCAUCUCCUCUUAUUCAGGAACCCUCUAUAGGACUUCUGGACACGGUAACCUCUGUUCUACUUCACCCCAGCAUGGCAGCCAGGCUUGCGGCCGCAUGGUGUUUGCGUUGUGUCGCAGUGGCUCUACCCUUUCAGCUUACCCCACUUCUAGACAGAUGCACAGAAAGGCUUAAUAACCUGAAAAACUCCCCCGAAGCUGUUAGCGGUUACAGCUUUGCAGUGGCUGCUCUUCUUGGAGGUGUACACCAGUGCCCUUUGGGUAUUCCCCACUCCAAAGGAAAGAUGGUUGUCAGUAUAGCAGAGGACCUAUUACGCACGGCCUCGCAAAACAGCAGACUGUCCCUGCAGCGCACUCAGGCUGGUUGGCUUUUGCUUGGGGCUCUAAUGACAUUAGGGCCCUCUGUAGUGCGCUACCAUCUCCCCAAGAUGCUUCUCCUAUGGAGAAAUGUUUUUCCUCGAUCGCUAAAAGAGCUGGAGGCUGAGAAAGCAAGAGGAGACUCCUUUACCUGGCAGGUGACCCUUGAAGGCCGUGCUGGAGCAUUGUGUGCUAUGCGGAGUUUCGUUGCUCACUGCACCGAACUGCUUACAGAAGAUGUGAUCAGAAAGUUGAUGACCCCAAUUGAGUGUGCAAUGACUAUGAUGUCGCACAUUCUAUCUGUAAUAAAAGCACAUGGAGCACAUCUUAAAGCAAGUGCAGCUAUGGUCCGUCUAAGGCUCUAUGAUAUUUUGGCUUUGUUACCUCCCAAGACAUAUGAAGGGAACUUCAACGUACUUCUCCGUGAAUUGGUGGCAGAAUUCACUUUAACAGACAACUCCUCCAAUACCACCACAUCACUGCUCCGCUCCUUGUGCCACUAUGAUGACAGUGUGCUGCUUGGCUCCUGGCUACAAGAGACUGACCACAAAUCCAUUGAAGAUCAGCUCCAGCCCAACAGUGCUUCUGGCAGCGGUGCGCUGGAGCACGACCCGUCAUCCAUUUACUUGCGCAUCCCUGCCGGUGAAGCUGUGCCUGGCCCACUACCAUUAGGGGUGUCUGUAAUUGAUGCUUCUGUGGCCCUUUUCGGAGUGGUGUUCCCUCAUGUGUCUUUCAAGCACAGACUACAAAUGCUGGACCACUUUGCUGAAUGUGUGAAACAGGCCAAAGGAGUCCGCCAGCAGUCUGUACAGCUGAAUAUAUUCACUGCUGUGCUUAGCGCACUAAAGGGUCUUGCAGAAAACAAAAGCUCUCUGGGUCCUGAGGAAGUACGUAAGUCAGCCCUUACGCUGGUGAUGGGUGCCCUCGACAAUCCCAACCCUAUUCUUAGAUGUGCUGCUGGGGAGGCCUUAGGAAGAAUGGCGCAAGUUGUUGGAGAAGCAACAUUUAUUGCCAGGAUGGCACAACACAGCUUUGACAAGUUGAAGUCUGCCCGUGACGUAGUGUCAAGAACAGGAAAUUCUCUGGCUCUGGGCUGCCUCCAUCGUUACGUUGGAGGGAUUGGGUCAGGCCAGCACCUAAAGACAAGUGUCAGCAUCCUGUUGGCUUUGGCCCAGGAUGGAACCUCACCAGAAGUUCAGACCUGGUCUCUCCACUCGCUUGCACUAAUAGUGGAUUCAAGCGGUCCCAUGUAUCGUGGCUAUGUUGAGCCAACUCUCUCUUUGGUUCUCUCUCUUCUGCUGACUGUUCCUCCAUCACACACAGAAGUGCAUCAGUGCCUGGGCCGAUGCUUGGGUGCUAUUAUAACUACAGUAGGGCCAGAACUGCAGGGUAACGGGGCUACUAUUUCUACAAUACGUUCUUCGUGUCUGGUGGGCUGUGCCAUCAUGCAGGAUCACACCGACUCCCUGGUCCAGGCGGCUGCCAUCUCCUGCCUCCAGCAAUUACACAUGUUUGCACCUCGCCAUGUCAAUCUGUCCAGCCUGGUCCCCUGUCUCUGUGUUCACCUGGGCAGUUCCCACUUGUUACUGAGACGGGCUGCUGUUGCUUGUCUAAGACAGCUGGCUCAAAGGGAAGCCGCAGAGGUCUGUGAAUAUGCUAUGAACCUAGCGAAGAAUGCCAGAGACAAGGAAAGCAGUGGUAUCAAUAUAAAUAUAACCGACACAGGUCUGGAAGGAGUCCUAUUUGGUAUGCUUGACCGGGAGACAGACAGCAAAUUGUGCUCUGACAUUCAUGACACCCUGGGACACAUGCUAUCCUCCUUGGCUGUGAACAAGUUAUCUCAUUGGCUACUCUUAUGCAAAGAUGUCUUGGCAGCCUCUAGUGAUCUGAGCACUACAGGACUGCUGGCUGGAGCAAAGGAUGAGGAUUCUGAGAAGAAGGAUGAAAUGGAUGAUGAUACAAUGUUUACCACUCUUGGGGAGGAUGAUAAAUCCAAACCGUUUGUUGCCCCACGCUGGGCCACUCGUGUGUUUGCAGCUGAUUGCCUAUGUCGGAUAAUCAUGCUAUGUGAGAAUGCAGACAAACCUCACUUUGAUCUGGCUGCUGCCCGCUCGGCAAGGAUGAAAAAUCCUAAAGAUGACUUUUUGGUUAUUCAUCUCUCGGACCUUAUUCGUAUGGCUUUCAUGGCCGCCACUGAUCACAGUAACCAGCUGCGUAUGGCUGGCCUCCAAGCCUUAGAAGACAUCAUAAAGAAGUUUGCUUCUGUUCCUGAGCCUGAGUUUCCAGGACAUGUGAUUCUAGAGCAGUAUCAGGCCAAUGUUGGAGCUGCAUUAAGACCAGCUUUUUCACAGGACACACCGUCGGACAUCACUGCAAAAGCCUGCCAGGUGUGCAGCGCUUGGAUAGGCAGUAGGGUUGUGAGUGAUUUGAAUGACCUGCGUCGUGUGCACCACCUGCUGGUCUCUUCUCUGGAUAAAGUGCAGACAGGAAAAGGAGCACCCAACCCGCUUUACCGAGAGAGCGCCAUGACUAUGGAAAAACUGGCUGUAUUAAAAGCUUGGGCGGAGGUGUAUGUUGUUGCCAUGAACAUUAAAAAAGAAGCAGAGGGCAAGCCCAGUAAACCAGUAAAAACGAAUGAUGAAGAAGAUGGGUUUUACAACACCACCGACGAGCUGCCUCCUGACAGUCUGAUAUCUCUGGUCGAGCCAGAGCUUCCAACACUUAGCCGUCUGUGGCUGGCAGCUUUGAAAGAUUACGCCCUUCUCACGCUUCCACCUGAAUUUGCUAGUCAGCUUCCUCCAGAUGGUGGGGCUUUUUAUACUCCGGAGACGAUUGACACAGCCAGGCUGCAUUACCGGAACUCUUGGGCUGCUAUUCUUCAUGCUGUGGCACUCUGGCUCAAUUGUACGGGAUUCAACUAUUCAGACACAAGUGAGGAAGCAACAGUGUCCGCGUCUCAGAAACGAAACACCGCAGUUCCACUUAACCAGCCAGUAGGAACACCACUUGGUACAAAGUCUUUGAUGGAAGUGAACAAGGACAGAAUGCACUUGAUUUUAGGCGUCAGCAUCCAGUUUUUCUGUGCACCCCGGCCCGAAGAGCCCAUUGACCAUGUCACCGCAUGUCUUCAGGCUCUGCGCAUACUACUGGAUUCGCCUUUUGCCAGAAGGCAUAUUGCUGAAGACCAGAUAAUUGGAGUGGAGCUUCUGAAUGUCCUUCACCGUUUGCUCCUUACUUGGGAUCCUCCUUCAGUGCAGCUUCUGGUGACUACAGUAGUCCAGGAGAUUGUAAGAGCAGCCCAGGACAACUUGCAGGAGCAAAGAAAUGCACAAAGUAAAGAUGACAGUACCGAAAAAGAAACACAGACGCAUGUAGGAGAAGGUGAGGAAAGUGGAGGACUUGUACCCGGAAAAUCUCUGGUCUUUGCUGCCAUGGAGUUGCUGAUGUUCAUUUUAGUGAGGCACAUGCCUCAGCUCAGCUCCAAGAUGUCCGACUCUCCAAGCCACAUCACCAAACUACAGCAACUGUCGGAAGAGAGUUCACGCAUUGUGGCAGCUACCGUGACAAUACUAUCUGAGCUACCAUUACUGUGCUCACCUGCAGGGUGUAUGACAAUAUUGCCUACCAUCCUUUAUUUAAUCACAAAAGUUUUGAAAGAGACCUCAAUAAAGUCUUCAGAUAAUCAAGUACCCCUGCCUGUCAGUGCUUCUCUACAAGGUAUGAAGGCGAUUAUGACAUCUCCGCUGGCCAAAACAGAAAAGACGCAGAAGAAAUGGACUGAUCUGAUUCGUAGCACCCUAGCCUCCGUUUUGGAAUGUUCUCAGCCAGGUGACUCUAAGUAUACAGUGGAUGAAGUGAACAUAUUGACAGCAAUUGUACUUUUCCUGUGGUCGGCAAGCGCAGAAAUAAUUGGGGUAGUGUCACUGCAAACCGGCUGUAUGAACAGAUUUAAAAUGGCACUGCAGUCCAGUGAUCCCUGGGUUCAAGCCAAAUGUUAUCAGCUCCUGCUGUCUGUUUUCCAACACCCCAAUAGAGCCCUCUCCACUCCGUACAUUCAUGCGUUGGCCCCCAUGGUGGUUGAAAAUCUUAAGGCUGUUGAAAGAAAAAGACCAACUCAGCAAACUGAGCUUCUUGCUGUCCAAGAAGGCAUCAAAGUACUAGAAACCCUGGUUGCAUUAGGUGAAGAAAAAAAUAGAGUGCAGCUGCUUGCUCUUCUUGUUCCAACUCUAAUUUCCUACUUGCUUGAUGCAAAUGCCUAUAGUUCAGCAUCACCGGUAUCAAAGAACCUGCACGAGUUUGCAUUGCAGGACCUAAUGCUCAUUGGACCUCUUUACCCGCAUGCUUUUAAGACGGUGAUGGGUGCUGCUCCAGAGCUGAAGGCACGCCUGGAAUCUGCCAUCCGAGAAAGCCAGGCGAGCAAAGCAAAAGCUGCCUCCAGGCAGCCUGCUCCAACCGUCCAAAGUGCACCUACCAUCAAACUGAAAACCAACUUCUUCUGAAGGAGCUUAUCAGCUGCCUGUCAAUCAAAUGCUCACUUCUUUUUAUUGGGACUUAGAAAACACACCUGAGUACCAUUGUGAUAUGUUUUGUGUGGCAUCAUUAACCAAUUCAGCACCGAGAAUAUUAAAUUCCCUUCAAGACUAAA
Spea bombifrons (plains spadefoot toad) is the source of this 6441-nucleotide messenger RNA. It is a transcript of the gene HEATR5B, whose product is annotated as HEAT repeat containing 5B. Gene Ontology annotation, cellular component: endocytic vesicle; Golgi apparatus; membrane. Bases 140 to 6295 code for a protein of 2051 amino acids. The transcript has 36 exons. NCBI's taxonomy places the organism in Eukaryota, Metazoa, Chordata, Amphibia, Anura, Pelobatidae. Gene Ontology annotation, biological process: endocytosis; retrograde transport, endosome to Golgi; intracellular protein localization. The record is from RefSeq and is a predicted model, not a curated record.